AUGACCGACGUCACGAAAUUACUGAGCGACAGUGCCGUAUCGGCCCAACAAGCUGCUGAGAAGCUCGCAAGUCCUUGUCUAGAGGCUAUCAAGAAGAAUGAAGACGCUUCAAAGAUUGAGGGGGAAUUCGACGGCCUUUGGUCUUCGGUGCUCUCCGCUGCCGAGCAGACCCCCCACGACAGGCAAGGGAAGCUAGUGGAAACCUUGCAUGCGAUAAAGAGCAUUCCGCAAUCUGCUGAGACAGCUAAGAAGGUUGUCGUUUGGGGUGAGGAGAAGCGCUGGGAUGAGCUCCCCAUGUUUGGGGGUAAAGCACGCGAGCAGCUUGACAUCGCACAAGAAAAGUCCGAUGAAGCUUUCGUCAAUAUCAACGGCUUCUUUGCGCGCGCAACUGCUGCUGGGGUUGAUGACCUUAGCCUCUUUGCCAUUUGGACCUUGCGAGAAGCGCUCGAAGACCCUGCUGCUGAUAAGAUCUCCCAGACGUCGCCCAAGCUAUUGAAGGCCUCUUCUGUCUGGUUUAUCUACGCCGCCGAUGCUCUUGCUAAGGCGAGCAAGGAUGGAAAGCAGUUUGACGGCAAAGUCGCCAAGCCUGGUGCUAGCCUGGCAGAGUUCAAAGAUGAGGCCGGAUGGAGGGGUUUCAACAAUGACAGAUGGAAAGUCUGGCAGGAUCGAUUCUCGAUUCUGAAAGAAGCAGACAUCUCCCAGGACUCUAAGUCCUUGGUGAGCCAGGCGACGGAUAGUCUCACAAAAGUCUAA
This is a messenger RNA of Fusarium redolens, 753 nucleotides long. RefSeq lists its product as uncharacterized. Bases 1 to 753 code for a protein of 250 amino acids. The transcript has 2 exons. The record is from RefSeq and is a predicted model, not a curated record. NCBI's taxonomy places the organism in Eukaryota, Fungi, Ascomycota, Sordariomycetes, Hypocreales, Nectriaceae.